GACCUCUUUACUCCCUCAGUUUCAUUACAAGCCAUAAUAGCAUUGGGUUCUUCUCUAGUCUCUGUCCUACCACAAAAAUGGUCCCAAAACCAAUCUUAGUCACAACACCACCGCCGGCAACUUCUGCACCCUCUCCACCGCUCAACGCAGUUUCACCCCUCAAAACAGAAGAAAAACCCCAAACACAAACCCUAAAAACCCCCACCACCACCACUCAAAAAGCUAUAACCAAACCAAGCCCAUCAUCAUCCACCACCAAAACGACGCCGCAGCAGCGCGUGGAGCUAAAGAGAAAAACAAACUCAUGGGUCCCCGCACUAAUGCUAAACGCAUUCGACGACAUCAUCAACAACUUCAUAGACCCUCCACUCAAACCCUCCAUAGACCCUCGCCACGUGUUGUCACAAAACUUCGCCCCCGUCCACGAGCUUCCUCCGACGGAGUGUGAAGUCAUUGAAGGCUCUCUCCCACCGUCCCUCGACGGCGCCUACAUCCGAAACGGCCCCAACCCCCAGUUCCUCCCGCGUGGGCCCUACCACCUCUUCGACGGCGACGGCAUGCUCCACGCGCUUCGCAUCUCCCAUGGCAAAAAACCCACGCUCUGCAGCCGCUACGUUAAAACCUACAAAUACACCAUGGAAAACGACGCCGGUUUCCCUCUCAUCCCCAACGUGUUCUCCGGCUUCAACUCCCUCGUGGCCUCCGCGGCACGUGGCUCCCUCUCCGCUGCACGUUUCUUAACGGGGCAGUUUAACCCCGCUAACGGCAUUGGCCUGGCCAACACCAGCUUAGCCUUCUUCGGGAAUCGUCUCUUCGCGCUUGGCGAAUCCGACCUCCCUUACGUCGUUAACGUAACCCCUGACGGCGACAUCGAAACCCUCGGCCGUCACGACUUUGACGGAAAACUCACGUUCAGCAUGACGGCGCACCCUAAGAUAGACCCCGACACAGCGGAGUGCUUCGCCUUCCGUUACGGCCCCGUGCCACCGUUCCUCACCUACUUCCGUUUCGACGGUAACGGCAAAAAACACGAGGACGUUCCUAUUUUCUCCAUGCUAACACCUUCGUUCCUCCACGAUUUCGCCAUUACGAAGAAAUACGCGAUCUUCUGUGAUAUUCAGCUCGGAUUGAACCCUCUUGACAUGAUCUCCGGUGGCUCCCCCGUCGGCUCCGUCGCCUCCAAGGUCCCAAGGAUCGGAAUCCUCCCUCGUGAUGCUAAGGAUGAGUCGAUGAUGAAGUGGUUUGAGGUGCCGGGGUUCAACAUCAUUCACGCGAUAAACGCGUGGGAGGAGGACGAGGGAAGAACGGUGGUGCUGGUGGCGCCGAAUAUUCUUUCGAUGGAGCACGCGCUGGAGAGAAUGGAGCUAGUUCACGCGAUGGUGGAGAAGGUUCGGAUCGAGCUGGACACGGGGAUAAUCACGCGGCAACCGGUGUCGGCGCGGAAUCUCGAUUUCGCAGUUAUAAACCCUGCGUUCGUGGGGAAGAAGAACAGGUUCGUUUACGCGGCGGUGGGGGACCCAAUGCCGAAGAUCUCGGGGGUGGUGAAACUCGACGUGUCGAAGGGGGAGGAGCGGAGGGACUGCACGGUGGGGUGCAGGAUGUACGGCGAGGGUUGCUACGGCGGAGAACCGUUCUUCGUGGCGAGGGAAGAAGGGGGCGAGGAAGAUGAUGGGUACUUGGUGAGUUACGUGCACGAUGAGAGGAAGGGGGAGUCGAGGUUUUUGGUGAUGGACGCGAAGUCGCCGGAGCUAGAUGUUGUGGCGGCGGUGAGGCUUCCGCGGCGGGUGCCGUACGGGUUCCAUGGGCUGUUUGUGAAGGAGAGUGAGCUGAGGAAAGUGUCGUUGUCGUGAAGCUGAGACAUGAUGGUUCGUGUGUGGGGCUUGUCUUCCACGCUUCUGUCCAUUAUACAUGUGUCCUGUAAUGUAAUGUAUAGCACCAUUAUUGCUUCUCAGAAUUAAUUGAUGAGGUGUAAUUAGUAAUUACAUGCAAGUCUAUGCCAGCUAAACAAAGUAAUCAUCCUUCAUGUAUGGGUGAAUCAUGAAGGAACAGCUGAAUAAAUUAUUUGUAUUUUUCAUUAUUACCGUUACAUUUGUUUUUGAGUUU
Messenger RNA from Glycine soja, 2103 nucleotides. Its product is annotated as probable carotenoid cleavage dioxygenase 4, chloroplastic. The transcript has 2 exons. NCBI's taxonomy places the organism in Eukaryota, Viridiplantae, Streptophyta, Magnoliopsida, Fabales, Fabaceae. Gene Ontology annotation, biological process: carotene catabolic process. The record is from RefSeq and is a predicted model, not a curated record. Gene Ontology annotation, molecular function: carotenoid dioxygenase activity. The coding region runs from base 78 to 1850 and encodes 590 amino acids. Gene Ontology annotation, cellular component: chloroplast stroma.